This is a messenger RNA of Monascus purpureus, 2097 nucleotides long. The record is from the annotation of a GenBank genome assembly. Lineage: Eukaryota; Fungi; Ascomycota; Eurotiomycetes; Eurotiales; Aspergillaceae.
AUGGCAGCUCCCACACAACUUGCAUUCCGAACACUCAAAGGGAUCGGCAUCUUGGAUGCUGCCCCCGUUUAUGAACCUUUGCCGGGAUUUACGAGACCUGAGGGGAACCUUCGCUGUAGCUCUUAUUCUCCAUGUGGCCGAUACUUUGCAUGGGCAUCUCCAGAACAGGUGACCGUUGUUGAUCCUUCCGUCGGACACGUCAUCACUACCUUCCCCGUGAAAAACGUCUUCGAGCUAGGGUUUUCACCCCUCGGUACCUACCUGAUUACCUGGGAGCGUCCAUCCAAGGAUGAGAAGGGCGAUGCGGCCAAGAACCUCAAGGUUUGGCGUGUGGUGGAAACUCCGGAGGCCAAGGGAGACGAGCAUACAGCUGUAGGCAGCUUUGUUCAGAAGUCGCAGACCGGCUGGAACCUGCAGUACACGUCCGAUGAGCAGUUCUGUGCCCGUGUCGUGACCAAUGAAGUCCAGUUCUACCAGAGCGACGACCUGUCGAAGGUCUGGAAUAAGCUGCGCGUGGAGGGGGUAACGGAAUUUGCUAUCUCUCCGGGGAAGACAAACUCUGUUGCUGUCUUCGUCCCAGAACGGAAGGGGCUACCUGCCGCAGUCAAAGUAUUUGUCGUACCCUCCUUCGGAGCACCUGUUUCGCAGAAGAGCUUCUUCAAGGGGGACAAGGUUCAGUUGAAGUGGAAUUCUUCUGGGACGACUUUAAUAGUACUCGCCCAGACUGACGUUGACCGGUCCGGAAAGAGCUACUACGGAGAGACAACACUCUAUUUGUUGAGUGCCAGUGGCGGCUUUGAUUCUAGAAUUGACCUAGACAAGGAGGGACCGAUUCACGAUGUGACAUGGAACCCGAACUCCAAGGAAUUCGGUGUCGUGUACGGCUACAUGCCUGCGAAGACUACGAUUUUUAACUUCCGUGGAGUGGCCAAGCAUUCUUUCCCUUUGGGUCCUCGGAACACCAUUUUGUUCUCUCCUCACGGUCGAUUUGUCCUCGUAGCUGGCUUUGGCAAUUUGGCGGGCCAGAUGGACAUCUACGAUAUGGACAAAAACUACACCAAGAUUGCUACGGUGGAAGCUUCGAAUUCCAGUGUCUGCGAAUGGUCACCUGAUGGGAAGUAUAUUCUGACCGCGACGACCAGCCCGCGAUUGAGGGUGGAUAAUGGCAUUCGGAUUUGGCAUGUUAGCGGAGCCUUGAUGUUCAAUGAAGAUAUGCAUGAACUUUAUGAUGUUUGCUGGAGGCCUCAGACCACCACCCAGCAUCCGCUUGGAGACCCCUUCAAUCCUCUACCGACCCCGCACGCCUCUGCACUCGCGUAUCUUAGCACGAGGAAGGCUCCCCCAAAGCCUGCGGGUGCCUAUCGUCCUCCCGGGGCCCGUGGCCAGGUAACCCCGCUGGCAUUCAAGAGGGAAGACGAGGGCGGUGCCGCGUUCGUCAGGGAUGGAGCGUCAUCUCUAGGAGUGGGCGGUGCGAACGGAUUUGGCAGGCCACGGAGACGUGAGGUACCUGGAGCAGAGCCUGUGGAGGAAUACCUCCCUCCCGGUGCAGCACCAGGGGGCGGCGUGGCUCUACCACCAGGCAGCGAUCCAUCGGAUAAGGCUUCGAAAGCAGCCUCCAAGAACAAGAAGAAGCGGGAAGCAAAGAAAUUGAAGGAACUUGCUGAGAAGAACGGCGUUGCCGCAGCCGAUGGCUCUGUCAACAACAACGCUACCAGCCUCCCGCCGUCGAACGCACCUACUAAGCCUUCGCGCAGCCCAGACCGUCGCGGCGACAAGAGCCAGAACCGCUCUAAGGGUAUUAACCAGCCGGACGGGAAUCAGCGCAAGAAUGGUAUCCAGGUAAACGGCGCCCCGACCGGGCCUGCAGCUGGAGCCAAGAAGCCGACCACGGAUAGCACUGUCACUCCUGAAUCCGCAGGUGGCAAUCCGACACCGCAGGAUAAGAAGAUCCGAGGGCUGUUGAAGAAGAUACGGGCGAUCGAUGAGCUGAAGAUGCGUCUUGCCGGCGGAGAGAAGUUGGAGGAUACCCAGAUGAAGAAGAUUCAGACCGAGGAUGCUGUGCGCAAAGAGCUCGAAUCCUUGGGCUACAGUGGUUGA